GGGUUCUGCUACAAAAUGUUUGAGGGCAAAAAGAAAUGGGAUGAUGCGCAACUCGUCUGCCGUAGUCUUGGUGCCGAACUGGUGUCCAUCCGCACCGAGAUGGAGCAGGCGUCAGUGAAAAAUGUCUCCCACCUUGAAACCAGCGACAUGUGGACCGGACUGAACGACCUGGCGCUUCCCGGCACGUUGGUGUGGUCGGACCGCCACCAGGUGACCUUCACCCACUGGGCCGCGGGAGAACCCAUCCAGCGUGUCGGCCUCGACAAACACUGCGUGGCUGUGUUACGGCAGGUGCGUCCUCAAAUGAGCAUUGGGAAGAAGAAGAGCUUUGCGCUCCACUGAAAUGGAUUGUUUUCUUUCAGACUGGAAGAUGGAAGCCAAUGUCCUGCGCCCAAGUCAACAGCUUCAUGUGCAAAAUGCCCACAGCGCAUUUUCCAAUU
Syngnathus acus (greater pipefish) is the source of this 440-nucleotide messenger RNA. Its product is annotated as low affinity immunoglobulin epsilon Fc receptor-like. NCBI's taxonomy places the organism in Eukaryota, Metazoa, Chordata, Actinopteri, Syngnathiformes, Syngnathidae. The transcript is spliced from 2 exons. Gene Ontology annotation, molecular function: signaling receptor activity. The record is from RefSeq and is a predicted model, not a curated record. The coding region runs from base 16 to 342 and encodes 108 amino acids.